AGACAGUCAUGAAACACACAGUGAUGCCAGUGCAGGAUGCUCAUCUGAACCCAUACAUUUACAGACAUCUGAACCCGUGCAAGUGCAGAUGUCAAAGGCAAACGAAGAAUCCUACCAUGUUGUGGAUAGUUGUAGUGGUACAAGUACAGAAAACUCUAAACCUGAGGGACCAAAACAACAAACAUGUACACCACCCACAGAUGUCAAUGAAACAAAAGCAUGGAGUCCUGAGGAAUGUAGGAAUGCAUUGACCACCCUGUUCGACUCAUCGAAGAAAGUGCACAAUGUUCAUGUGUGUGGCAAGACGGACUGCACUUCCAUCAGUCAUCAAGAAGAACAACGUUUAACCCCCAAGAAAUUUCAACAUAAUUGGAUGACAGCAAAAGGAUGGUGGUUGUGUUACAUAGAGGGAGAGGGUAUGUACUGUUUGCCGUGUAGGAAAUAUGGUAUGAAACAUCCCCAGAAUCAGAAAGAGGUAUUUGCUGCAACACCUAGUGUGCGGAUGAAAAUAAAUGCCAUGAAUGUUCACUCAACCUGUAAUCUGCAUACAGCUGCUCUGGAUAGUGCUGUUAUGCAGAAGAGCUCUAUCUUUGAAAAGGAAAUAAUCAAAAAGCAUGAAUCUGAGAAUAUAGUUCUGGAGCAAGUUUUUGCCACAGCAUACUUUCAAAUGAAGUCGUUUAUUGCAAAUCAGCAUUUUAUUUCAUUGUUGACACACAUACAAACGACAUUUGGUGUUGAGAACUUAAAGUACUUCGACUACAAUUCUAAAGGUUCGCACCAAGAAAUAUUUCAAACUUUAGGACAGGCCUUGAAAAACGAUGUAAUUAAUAAGGUGAAAUCUGCUGGUGCUUAUGGUGUGCUUACUGAUGAGGUGUCAGAUAUAUCCGUACCUGAAAAUUUAGUCACCUUUAUCCAGUUUUUUUCCAGAGAAUCAGGCAGCAUUGCGACACAGUUCUUGGCGUGUAACAACUUACUGGCCAACUUUGACUCUCCUAAUGCGGAGGCAAUCACCUCUGUGAUUGUAAAUUAA
This is a messenger RNA of Dreissena polymorpha, 1030 nucleotides long. RefSeq lists its product as uncharacterized. The record is from RefSeq and is a predicted model, not a curated record. The transcript is spliced from 2 exons. NCBI's taxonomy places the organism in Eukaryota, Metazoa, Mollusca, Bivalvia, Myida, Dreissenidae. The coding region runs from base 89 to 1030 and encodes 313 amino acids.